UUGUAUCACCUUGUAGACUCGGCAUUACGUUUUUCCUGAUACUUCCGCUGACACGGAUACGCCUGAGUAGUCGAGCCUAUUCGAAACCACCCAUACACAGCUGCUCACUUUGGGGCGUAGGCCUACACGAGUCACGACUGGAUAAAUAGCCGGGAUUUUUAAUCGCCUUCUAAAAUUAGCAAAUUCGCCAUGGAUGGACGAGUCGAUAUGGAGCUCGCCUAUAACAGACAGGCGCCGAGUCGAAGUGAAAUUAAUUGUAAACUUUGCAUCUCCAUCACUGCAUCUGUGGUCAUUUCUACAUUUACGUGCACCUUGGUGGUCUUUCACAUAUUGGGUAAACAGCCAACGGUAUCUCCUGCAAAAGAAGCAACAGGCUACCAGAAGCUGCAGGGGGGGCUCACACAAAAAACCAAACCUCAUGCUCACCUAGGCGCAGAUCCAACAGGCAAGAAAAAUGGAUUCCUUAGUUGGCGGAAUAGAUCCAAAGACGACCUCAACAUGGAGUACAAUCACAGCGAACAGAGCCUGGUCAUCCCCGAAAAUGGCUUUUACGUCAUCUACCUGCAGAUAUCCUACCGUGGGAUAAAAAAGUCCUGCGAGAAAAACGUGCUCCUGAUGCACGACGUGAUCAAGCGGAGUCCGAGAUACAACAAUGAACCUAGGACAGUCAUCUCUUCCUUAGAGACUGUGCCGAGAAAUGUGUGUGGCGAGGAAUGGCGUAAAACCACACACAGCACGGCCAGGAUAUUUUUAUACAAGGAAGAUAGCCUCAAGGUGAAUCUGAUCUCUAACCACAGCCUGGUCGAUAUGUAUGGCAUAUAUGGGACAAAAACAUUCUGGGGAGUGUACCUCGACAGGGACCUCAAUUAAAUGUCAUUUUGUACAGUGCAGGGUGUAUUGAGUUGAAAUGUACAUUAUGCAAAUUUGCAACAAUAUAAAUGUUGAUGUACUGUAUGGAGACCACAGAUGUGCCAAAUGAAGAUGGUGUACUGUGGUUGCCUGAAUGUAUGCUGUGGGUUUGGUGUUUGUCAAUCGGGUAGUCUUUCUGUAUCAGUGAUACCGUUAAAUGUUAACAGCAACUAUCUAGACUAACUACCUAACUCAGUGGUUCUUACACGGGGGUCGGG
Messenger RNA from Alosa alosa (allis shad), 1127 nucleotides. RefSeq names its product tumor necrosis factor ligand superfamily member 15-like. The coding region runs from base 190 to 870 and encodes 226 amino acids. The record is from RefSeq and is a predicted model, not a curated record. Lineage: Eukaryota; Metazoa; Chordata; Actinopteri; Clupeiformes; Clupeidae. Gene Ontology annotation, biological process: immune response. The transcript is spliced from 4 exons. Gene Ontology annotation, molecular function: tumor necrosis factor receptor binding. Gene Ontology annotation, cellular component: membrane.